Messenger RNA from Pseudo-nitzschia multistriata, 1738 nucleotides. NCBI's taxonomy places the organism in Eukaryota, Bacillariophyta, Bacillariophyceae, Bacillariales, Bacillariaceae. The record is from the annotation of a GenBank genome assembly.
UAACUACAUGUUUUACAAUAAAUAGUGAGGUUAUUCACUAGCUACUCGUGAUUGUGCUUUGUCCUCAGAGAAAAGUAAUUUCAAUUGAUUUGCAACGCGUAGUACGCCUAAUAGUGAUCUUAAACUCUCGUCAGUAUUUGGCAAUGGUUAUUCGUUAUUCGUGCAUUUCCUUCCUGUACCGAGAAAUAGAAAGGAAGAAGAAGAGAUAUGUAUCGACUAGAGGUCUCGCUGCUAGCGCUGGUUCUAACAGUAGCAGAAAUCGUUUUCAUCACUGACAAACAUGCGAAGGUAGCUGCAUUUCGCUGCGAGUCGAAAAUCGCCACGCAGAACCAACAACUACAGCGAGAGCGAAGGAACGUUUGUUGUUCUCUCCUGCCUUCCUCUGUAUUGUUCCCUAAUGUAUCAACUGGAGCGUUUCGACAAUCAUCUAUGUUUGCGCGCAUCUAUGGCGCCGAUGGAACUGUGGUCAACGACGACGAAUUCGAAAACACAGAUUACGGCUCUGACAACAAAAACGAUACUGAAAUACUGGAAUCAUUGACGAAUGCUGUGGAUGACCAAGCGGUUUGGACCAGGAUUGCCUGUGCAUUUGCGCCACCACCCCACGACCGAUUGAACCMAGAAUUGGUGCGAAGAGCCGAACUAGUACGAGUGGGCGGCAAAUCCAUCGAUGUUGCUGUAGCGGUUCCGGCAUCGGUUGGUCCCACCGCAAGCCCUUCCGCUGAUCAACUCGCCCAGGUCUUGGUAACGGUUGGAUAUCCUCAAUCGUGGGUAGACAGCAAAGAUCUGAACAUGUUGACGCAACAGAUUCGCGUCUUGGACGGUCACGCAAAAGAUAGGCUGUCCGAGCGAGAUGUUGGUGAGGUGGGUGUUGGUGACGACUCUCAAUAUUACGAACGGAUUGUGAUAGAAAAGCGAUGGAUGGAACGACUGCAAGACGAACCAGACAAAAACGAAAGUCUACCCCAAUGGUGGACAACGAUUGCACCUCAAUCGUCGCCCCUGGAGUUGGUGGACGAAUGCAAGCUGUUGAAAAAAUUGUUGAACGAAGACGAGUUCGAAGAUGAAUUGAGAGCUUUGUUUAUGACACAUUAUGAGGACAUAGGUGCCAGCAUCGACUUUUCAGCGGGUGCUGUUGCCCUUCGAGUAGCUGUUGCAUCGAUCGGAUCUUCGGGUUUAUAUCUAAAAGCACGCAUAAUAGAUACCGCUCACGAUGUUGGUAGUGAAAAGUUAUCUGCUGUCUCCAUUCCAUACGAAGAAGAUAACAGCGACAAAACACGAGUCGAAGUUAAGACAGCUGGUGAGCUGAGAGAGGCCGUGUUAUUAUUGGUCGAAUCAGUUGUUCCCAUACCGGUGCCCAAGACUGAAACAGUUAAAAGCGUCGGCGCGAUUCCAACAACAAAUGAUGACAAGGGAAAGUUCACACCCUUCAACGAACAAGUGGUUCAAGUCGUCACAAAUUUGGAAGAAAAUGCGAAGCCAAAGGCUACCACGACGGACAACGACUCCCCAGCAGAAAUUGCCAACAAAGUGGAGGAAGACGAUGUGUUGCCAAAGGCUCAGUCGUCAUCGCGCAAUUCGUCUUUGGCAGACCGCCGUACGUAUUAUCAACGAAAAUCUCCCGAAGACGAAGCCAAACUUUCGGCAAAAUAUGCAGCUAUCGAGGACUUGGGAGAACGAGCCUAUACAAUCCUGUGUGAUCUGGAGAUGAUCUAAAGAAUAAGCUGUGAAUUACACU